Messenger RNA from Syngnathoides biaculeatus (alligator pipefish), 3499 nucleotides. RefSeq names its product cyclin T1 (gene ccnt1). Gene Ontology annotation, cellular component: nucleus; cyclin/CDK positive transcription elongation factor complex. The record is from RefSeq and is a predicted model, not a curated record. Bases 96 to 2144 code for a protein of 682 amino acids. Gene Ontology annotation, molecular function: cyclin-dependent protein serine/threonine kinase activator activity. NCBI's taxonomy places the organism in Eukaryota, Metazoa, Chordata, Actinopteri, Syngnathiformes, Syngnathidae. The transcript is spliced from 9 exons. Gene Ontology annotation, biological process: positive regulation of DNA-templated transcription, elongation; regulation of transcription by RNA polymerase II.
ACCCUUCCCCUGAUUGGGCGCCACGCGGGGCGCACUUCCUGUGACGCGCUCUUGCUUUUGGCGAUUUGAACCUCUCCCCCUCCUCCUCCUCAGUGAUGGCGGCUUCGCUUCGUUCUCUCUCUGCAAGCUGCCCCAACAAAUGGUAUUACAGCAGGCAAGAGAUCGACGACAACCCGUCUCGGCGAGCCGGACUCGAGCCGGACAAGGAGCUGUCGUACAGGCAGCAGGCGGCCAACCUGCUGCAGGACAUGGGCCAGCGGCUGAACGUGUCCCAGCUUACAAUUAAUACAGCCAUCGUGUACAUGCAUCGGUUCUACAUGGUCCAGUCGUUCACCAGAUUUCACAGAAAUGUCAUUUCUCCUGCGGCUCUUUUCCUGGCUGCCAAGGUUGAGGAGCAGCCCCGAAAGCUGGAACAUGUGAUCAAGGUGGCCCACGCCUGUCUGAAUCCACAGGAGCCCUCGCCAGACGUCCGCAGUGAAGCCUACCUGCAACAAGCCCAAGACCUGGUCAUUCUUGAGAGCAUAAUACUCCAGACCUUGGCGUUUGAAAUCACCAUCGACCACCCGCAUACACAUGUUGUCAAGUGCACCCAGCUGGUCCGAGUUGUUGUUUCAGCAAGUAAGGAUCUGGCCCAAACGUCUUACUUCAUGGCCACCAACAGUCUCCACUUGACCACAUUCUGCCUCCAAUACAGUCCACCGGUCGUGGCUUGCGUGUGCAUCCACCUGGCCUGCAAGUGGUCCAACUGGGAGAUUCCUGUCUCCACAGAUGGCAAACACUGGUGGGAAUAUGUUGACCCCACAGUCACCCUCAAGCUGCUGGAUGAGCUCACACACGAGUUCCUGCAGAUUUUGGAGAAAACGCCCAGCAGAUUGAAACGGAUCCGUAACUGGAAGGCUGGUGGUCAGACACCAAAAGCCAAGCCCAAAGUCCAGGAGGAGGGAGACCAGAGGGACACCAUGAUGAGCAUGAUCUCCAUGGCCUCCUCGGAGAGCACUGUGGCAGGCCUGAUGAGCCUCUCUGCGCCGCCCUCCGCCUCAUCGGUGGCAGACAAAGACAGCGGGCUGCCUGACAGUGCGCCCGCCUGGAGCAGUAACAGUCAGGGGGCCCCCGAGCAGCAGUCCAACCACGAGGUCCACGCCCCUGCCAAGGUGUCAUUAAGUGAGUACCGCGCCAAGAAUGCUGAUGUCCUGGCUGCUCAGAAGAGGAAGUUGGAGAACAUGGAGGCUAGCGUGAAGAGGGACUACGCCAACGCUGCCCAGGUUCUCAUUGGCCAGCAGCAAAGGAAGGAGAAACAACAGCAACACCAGUCCGCCUCGUCUUCCUCCGACCCAUCCGACCCGUCGCCCAUUAUUCUAAAAAUCCCCCUGGAAAAGGAGAGACAUGAUAGAAGCGCCUUGAAAAUGCGACUUCCCCUCGCUGGCGGAGGUGGCGCCAGAGUUAAGGACCAGGACGUCAAAAUGCGGAUUCGUGUGCCUGACAAGCAGAGAGGGGGGUCUGGUGAGGAGGGCAAGAGCAGGGACAAGCACAGGGGGGAGCGUUCAAACCACCACCAUCAUCACCACCACCACAAUCAUCACCAUCACCACCACCACCACCCUUCCUCCAGCACCAGCUCCAGUUCCCUUUCCUCUUUACACAAACACUCGUCCAGUUCUAGCAACGCAGUAGGAGGUGGCAAAAAAGUCACCAGUGACUCGUCCCGAACGAGCUCGUCCUCGUCGUCGCGCAAGAGGACGUAUGCCCAAGACCCUUCAGUGGGAUCUCAUCCCGCUUCCAAAGUCAGCAAGCCUUCUCGGAAUCCCUACCAAUUGCCCUCUCUGUCUUCCUCCUCUGACAUUCUCCCUGGUCUUGGCCUCCCCCACCACCCCCCGGCGAGCUACUCUCACCUCAAAGGCGACAAGACUGACGCCAACGGACAUGGCGGGACGGGCAGCGCCCAGUCCAAUGAGUACCAGGACACGUUUGAGAUGUUGAAUUCUCUCCUGAGCGCACAGGGGGUGCAGCCCUCACAGCCGUCAAUGUUUGACUAUAGAUCCCAGUAUGGGGACUACAAGUACUCAAGUGGGUCCAGGGGGGGCAAUGCCAGACCUCCACCCCUGCCUUCAGACCCUCCUCCCUCUCUUCCACCGCUACCCAAAUGACUUUUGUUCUUUUCGGUAUGGUCUGAUUUUUACGAGUCAAUUUUUUUAACGGCUGUCUCAUGAUCAUGACUUGUGACUGAGGCCAUUUCAAACAUUUUAUUUUGACUGACUUUUACUCAAAAGGCUUGAAAAGCUUUAUGUCCCUAGGAAGAUGUUAUUUCGGCUAAUUGUUGUCCAUUUUGCUCAUCCCAAGUUUCAGAGGAGAUUAAGGAUAUUGUAUAAGAUGACCACACACACACCCAUCAGGUCAUAUUUUUAUAGUUAUUUAUUGAUUAAUUCGUUUUUUAUCUUUGUCCCCCUGCAAUGAUCAACAUUUGACACUGUAUAGAAAAGUGACUAUCUCCACAGCAGACAUAACCCAAAAAGAUAGGCUUCCCUCCCCCUCAUGGUGUUAUACUUUCUACGUCAUUUGAUAAAUGUAUGCAAAGAUUGCAAAAUGUUUAAAACAAUACAUAAAAUAUUUUUACAGUUUGUUAAAAAAAAAACAGUAAAGUUUGUAUGUUUUGUGUCUAGCAGUCAUUGUUUUAAAUGGUUGUAAAAGGAUAAGCAUACUUAUUAACAAAGGUGCACCGAGAGAGAGAGAGAAUGUUUUGUGGGUCAGAAAGUCUAAUGAUUCAAAAGCAUCAUGCUCAUUGGCACAUUGAUGCAAUAGAUUUUGAAUUGUCCUUCAGAAUCUUUCUCAUCAUGUUUAGAUUUAUUUGAUGGUGACCACAUCAAGGUAUUGAUUAACCAACUUGUUAGUUGUCUGUCAUAUGGACAGUCCUUUUUGGGAGUGUACACCUGUGAGCUAAUGGCUGGUCUGAUGUAAUCAUGUUAAAGUUGCCUGGGUCCGUUUGCGUUGUACAUUCAACUAACCCUAUCCAGCUCCCAGUAGUUAUGUUAUCCAUCAAUAAGGAUCCCAUUUGCGUGAUUGGGGAAAAAGAUGCCAGAUGUUCAAGCAGGUGUACCUCAAUGAUUUAUCCCAUCUUUUUGUUUCGCCACAAAAUACUGUGGAGCUGAACAUAAAAUGACCCCUUAAUAUAUUUUAGUUUGUGCAUUUGCUUUGUGGUUUCCAUUUGCACACUAUUUUGUAACUGUGGAAUGAGUAAAUGCACUGAAAUGUGAGGUUUUUACCUUCAGUGUAAGUGUGAAACUAGUCUAAAUCUUAUGGGGUCGUGAAAUAACCUUAAAACUGCCAUGCAACAGAGCAAUGCAAAUCAGUUCAUUUACCUUUUCCUGCGUCUUGGAGUUUUAUAAUGCACACAGGAGUGGUAAUGAUUGACAUCUUAGUGGGAUUUCUUCUCCAGGUAACCUGUUGUACGUGACUGGUUGUUUUUCCAUUGUGUAUUUUUUCACAUUAAAGUCAAAUACUUGAA